AUGCAGGGAUACGGAGCAUUCGGUCUUCAGUUCCAGGCUUCACAUCCGUACUUUGGAAUAGCACCACCCAAUCACCCGUUACACUUUGCAGCGCCGUUUCUCUUUGGACAGUACCCAGACUUGAUCUUCGAUUCUCGCUACGGGGCUCACAGGAAGCAGCGACGAAGUCGGACUGCUUUUACCAACCAACAACUGGCGGCUUUAGAGAAAACAUUCUCCAAAACCCACUACCCUGACGUGGUCAUGCGUGAGCGCCUGGCCAUACUUACCAAUCUUCCUGAGGCCCGAAUUCAGGUAUGGUUCAAGAACAGAAGAGCAAAGUACAGAAAGAAACAGCGGGGAACUAGGCAGAAAACUCAAGAUGGCGUUACAUCCGGUGCUUCAUCAGACGCAAAACUGGAAGCUAACGAAAGUGACGUCAAUAGCUCCUACUCUCACAGUGACGACGACAACGACGAGGAAGUGCCUGUUGUAGAUGAUGAUCUGGACGACGUAGAUGUGGCCUCCAACCAUGAACAGAUAACCGAUGACUCUAGGUCAAACCAUCAGCCUGACGGCUUGUCUCCCUUGAAUACAGGUUCAAACCCACCAAUUACCGGAGCAAGCUCAACGCACUGCCAUUUGUACCCACUCCUACCAGGUCUGCCGAAACCACCAAGCUUCAUUCAAGACACGCAGAUGCCAACUGACAAAUCCUUCAGUCCCCACAAACGAGACUCCAGCACACCAAGCCAUCAACUAACCUUUCCCAUCUCCUCCAGCUUACCGUCUCACAUGCCAGGAAUGCCGUCACCGGGUCUGGUUCAGUCGCCGUUGACAGUUUCUUCGUCCUUAUCCUCAACCCUGCAGCCAUCGCCACCAACUUCGUUUCUGACUUAUUCACUACCACCUCCACUAUCUCCUUUCGGAGCUUGGUCUACGUUUUAUUCAGCAUCACAUCUCCACGAUCUGAUCGCCAGGCAUCAUGUAAGGCCGGGAAAUCAUCUCCGAUUGCUUGGGCAGCCGGUUAGUGAAAAGGACUCACUGUUGACUUCCAGUAUAGAGAGUCUUCGGCUGCGGGCUCGUCAACAUAGCGCUUGUCUAGGACUCUUCGACUCUGUGUCGAGGACAUGA
Molecule: messenger RNA, 1113 nt
Organism: Candidula unifasciata
Lineage: Eukaryota; Metazoa; Mollusca; Gastropoda; Stylommatophora; Geomitridae
Source: the annotation of a GenBank genome assembly